AAAGCGCCCUCAUGGUAAAUCCAGUCGACGACAGUGAUGGCAAGCGAAAAGACAUUACAACGAGCCCGCUUACUUGAGUCCUAAGCCUUAGCGUUGUCUUUGAAAACGAAUUAUUUUCUAGUUUUCUUAUAAGUUUUACAAGUUGAUCAAAUCGAGCGUAUAUACAUGCUGUGACUGUUUGUUAAAGAUAAAUAAGAAAAAAAUCUUCGGCUUCACAUUUUCAAAUUCAUAAUUAUAUCAAUGGAUACCUCCGAUGAUGGAACAUAGUGCUUUACUUCGCCCAACAGUGAACUACAUGUAAUUGAGCCAUGUACAUCAAGUCGGGUCAUCGGUUUCUCACUGACAAAGGACAAAUUGUGUUUCCAGGUCCACCAACCCGUUCAGCCUUCUCGUUCUCGUACACAACCGCGCCAACGACGACCACCACAAGCACCACAACCGUUUUACCAGAACCUCAACACGUCGAUGACCACAGUAACUAUAUUGAUAUGUGGCGAAGUAAAUCUGCCCCCAAUUCGGGCAUGCUUUCAGACAAAAUACAGAUGUUCUACAUUUACAUCACGAUAACGAUAACUUCUGUGUUCGCAUUGAUUAUACUAGGAAUACUAGGCUAUAUAUGCUACAAACGGAAGGGAUUUCAAAACAUUGAGAGUCAACACAACUUUGAAAGCACUAGAAGGAACAGUCGCCGAAGUUCUCGCAGCAAUUCCAGGAAUUACUCGAGAGAAUGGGAGAUUGAGAACUUUCCCCGGCAAUAUCUACUCCAUUCAUAAAAGGUCAAACUGUUACACACAUUUGAUAAAUGUAUAACUUUUUUUAAAGAUUAUUUUAAUUACUUUGAACACAAAUAAAACAGGUGUCUUAAUCGCAUGAGAAUGCA
Molecule: messenger RNA, 880 nt
Organism: Topomyia yanbarensis
Lineage: Eukaryota; Metazoa; Arthropoda; Insecta; Diptera; Culicidae
Exons: 4
Coding region: 309-773 (154 amino acids)
Source: RefSeq, a predicted model, not a curated record